Phragmites australis (common reed) is the source of this 1401-nucleotide messenger RNA. RefSeq names its product BTB/POZ and MATH domain-containing protein 1-like. NCBI's taxonomy places the organism in Eukaryota, Viridiplantae, Streptophyta, Magnoliopsida, Poales, Poaceae. The transcript is spliced from 2 exons. The record is from RefSeq and is a predicted model, not a curated record. The coding region runs from base 129 to 1208 and encodes 359 amino acids. Gene Ontology annotation, biological process: protein ubiquitination. Gene Ontology annotation, molecular function: protein binding.
GGCAUUCGCCGCUCUCCCCAUCAUCUCCCAGCUUUCCCUUUCCUAGGAAGCCUCUUCGGCUCUUCGCCUUCAUCCCACGUCCCCCUCCGCCGCCGCCCGCAGGUCAUCUCCUUCUCUUCCAAGGGAGGAUGGGGUCCGGAUCCAAGAAGACGAAGUCGAGCCACACCACGGAGGCGGAGCAGGGGACGCACGUGUUCAAGAUUGUCGGCUACACACACAAGAAGGGCAUCGGCGUCGGCAAGUUCAUCCAGUCGGGCAUCUUCACAGUCGGCGGCUACGACUGGGCCAUCCGCUUCUGCCCCGACGGAAUCACCGAGGCUACCAAACAGUACGCGUCCGUCUCUCUGGUGCUCAUGAGCAAGAAGGCUGAGGUGCGAGCAUCCUAUGGCCUGAGUUUGGUUAACCAGACUACUGGGUUGCCGGAGAGUGUGUGCUCUGAAACCACUACUAGAGUGUUCAACUCUUCCCAUGCCAGUUGCUCCAGCACGAUGACCCUCGUAACAAGAGGAAGCAAACUGGAGUUAAAAUCAGCUGGCUACAUCGUGGACAAUUGCCUGACGAUUGAGUGUAAUGUCACCGUCGUCAAAGAAUCGCAGGUGUCAAAAACCACUGCGGUUUUGGAGAUCCAAGUGCCACCCUCGGACUUGUCGGAGCACUUCGGCAAGUUGUUAGAGGAGGAGGAGGGAGCAGAUGUCACUUUUAGUGUCGGAGGAGAGACUUUCCCCGCUCACAAGAUCGUGCUCUCCACGCGAUCUCCUGUCUUCAGGGCGGAGCUUUAUGGAAAGAUGAAGGAGAGGAGGGCAUGGCUUGUAACCGUGGAAGACAUGCAGCCUGAUGUCUUCAAGGCCCUACUGCAUUUCAUUUACACCGACUCACUGCCUGACUGGGAUGAUCUUGAUGAUAAUGAUUACUUUGAGAUCAACAGACAUUUACUUGUGGCUGCAGAUAGAUAUGCCAUGGACAGGCUGAAGUUGUUGUGUGCAAGCAUUCUUGUGGAUUAUCUUGCUGUGGAGAACGUGGCAACUACGCUGGCCUUAGCUGAUCAGCAUAACUGCGACAGACUUAAAGAAGUUUGCAUUGAGUUUAUGGCCUCUUCGGGUAAGAUGGAUGCUGUGGUGACAACGCAAGGUUAUGCAAAUCUAAAAAGAACUUGCCCUUCUAUCUUAGUAGAUGUCCUGGAGAAGACAAGCAGGUAUCGCAAAACAUAGAUUUGCGGCCCAAUGUAAGCUGAGUCUAUGAGUAGGUAGCUUAAUUCCGUCUUCCUAGUUUACAUGAAUAGCUUGCUGGUAUUCCUAGAGAAGACCAUGCUAAUUUGAACCUAUGGCUGGUAAGUUUAGUUUCUUAAAAUGUGCCGUACCUUUUGUCGAACUAUUGGACAAAACUGAAAAUCUUCAUGUGCAA